UCCGCUUCGAUUGGCUCACAUGCUAGCUGUGUUUUGUAGUUAGUUAGCAGUUUACAGGUUGAAGAAUGGGGAAAGAUGAGUUUAGGUGUGUUGAAUGUAACGAAAAAGCAUCGGAGUUACACCGGGAUUACAGUAACGAGAUCUUGAAGAUAACCAUAUGUGAGUCGUGCCAGAAGCCAGUGGACAAAUACAUUGAAUAUGACCCAGUUAUCAUCCUGAUUGAUGCCAUUUUGUGCAAGACGCAGGCUUUCAGACACAUUUUGUUCAACACAAGCUUGAAUAUCCACUGGAAGCUGUGUGUGUUCUGCCUGCUGUGUGAGGCGUACCUCAGGUGGUCUCUGCUCCACGGCGCCGAGCAGAGCAGCGACCCUGCUGACAUUAUCAGGUACACCAAGGAAUGGGAGUUCUACGGCUUGUUUGGACUGGCCGCCCUCGAGCUGUCAGCGUUCUGCGGCGGCGUGCUGUGGUUCCUUUGGGUGGCGGUGGGUCGUCUGCAGGGAGGGACCCCCGAGCUCAGCCUGCUCCUCCGAGCCCUGCUGCUGUCCUGCUACGGCAAAGUCCUCCUCAUCCCCGCUGUCAUCUGGGAGCACGACUACUCCCCGCUGUGUCUGGGCCUCAUCAAACUGUUUGUGCUCACCUCUAACUCGCAGGCUAUCAGAGUGAUCCUGAACAGCAGCAGACGUGUGUCGCUGCUGGCCGUGUGUUUCGGCCUGCUGUCAGAGACCUGCGUCGCUCAGGCGUGUAAAAAGCUUCCAUGGAGCAUCCAGGACAUGUUGACAUUUGAGGGAACAUCAUGAGACCGAGAGAAAUGUGUGUUAUCUCAGGGAUAAGUGGGCUACCUGUGGCAGAGAGAGGACACAGAAGGAAUGUUUUGCACCUUUCUAUCGGAGCAGAAGAGACUUUAAUAUCUUUCUGUCCUCGUUGUAGAGCAAUGAUCCAUCUUCACUGUGGAGGGAUAUUAAGCAGGUGGCAGUGUUCCUCCUGGUUCUAAAGUGCACAUUGACCUCAAAGUGACCUUUUUCUUUGAUUUGAUGACUUCAUUGGGAACAGACGUGCAGCGAGGAGCUGCAGCGAGGGAAUGUCCCGGGAUAUAAAUGUUUCUCAGGGCGACACGCUGCGAUCGACACGAACACAGACCCCGAGGUUGUGAUGCGACAAUAACUGCUUCUCUGUUUGGACGAGACCCGGACAACACUCCUCACAUUCAUUUGCUCAUUGGUCAAAUGCUUCGCUUAACUCACACACACACACACACACACACACACACACACACACACACACACACACACACACAGAAUUGACUUUCCCAUUAUUUAUUGCAGUGCUGAAAGUAUACGUGUCACUGUGACAGUCGGGACAGUCACAGCUGAUGUUUGAGUUCAGUCAGCACUCUUUUGUGACAGAGAGUGAAAGAUGCCCUUGUUUCCUUGUUUUGUCUGACCAACAGUCCAAAACCACCAAAUAUGUCAUUUACAAUUCUAAGAAACACAUAAAAGCAUUUUAGAAGUUGGAAACAGAAGAAUAUUCAGCAUUUUGCUUGAUAUUUGACAAACUGUUAAUCCUCCUCCUCGUCAUCAGCUGUUUAUUUGUUGCAGGUUUUACAGAAAUAAUUGAGAUAAACAUUGUUAAGACCAGUUUAUGCCACUGAUGUAAAGACAUCAGGGUUAUAGUUUGGGUUUUACUUUUUUCUUUUGGGUGUUUGCUGUCUUUAUCAAAGAGAUAAGAAAGUGCCAAGUUGUUUUAUGGCGGUGUUAAGAGCAGUUAUGUAAGCGGAUUUCUCAAAAAAUAAUAAAUGGGUGAUAAAAGCCUUUUAAAUUAAAUUAAAUACAUUUUCAAAUGACCUCAAGCUGCAAUAAGUUCUCCCACUGCGCCUCCUGAAUAUUUCUUGUUAAAAAUGGACUUUUUCUGUAUUAUUAUUUACCUCUGUACUUGUAGAGCGAGUUUGUUACUGAAUGUGAUGAAUGUUGCAGGAUGAGCUCUGAACCGUCUGUUUGCAUCAAGUGAUGACGAGACUAAAGACAAAUAUUUAGUAUUUCCACAGAGUAGACUCGUGAUUUGAUUUUGUGCAUUUAUGUAAGUGUGUGUGUGUGUGUGUGUGUGUGUGUGUGCGCCGCGUCUGCACAUGGAUACAUGUUAUUACAGGCCUGUGAAUAGUUGAGACAGCACACGAGUGAGGAAUGUUUUGUUAGGUGUCCUCACCCUGGGUGGAUCUGCAUCACGGUCUCUGCGGAGAACAACACCGUCUGGAUUGUUUUAAACUUCAUACAGAAAUGUAACACACUUGUUGUGCAGGAGAUAAUCUGCUGUUCUCAUGGAACUACACAGUAACAGUGUGGUCCAGUUUGGAGCUCAGUUGUGCAACGUGGAGCCUACAUACAGGCCCAGGGAGCCCCGCCGUUACGGGAGACUCUUCUCUGAAGCGUAUCGGCACAGCGACCGCCCUUUCAGAUGUCUCGCCUACCUGUUUUUAAUCCCAUCUUUAAUUGAUGCAAACGUGUUGUGUGUGUAUAACUUGUUGAUGUAGUGUUUAAUUGUCUUUGUGAACACACCUCUGAGGGAGUUUCUAAAUGUGGCAUCUGGAAAGUGUCUGUCAAUUACUGUGGCAUGCAGUGGUUUACUCUGACUAAUCAGAUUACUGCUUGUUGAACAGUCUGGACCAGAGGGAAGCGAGGAGCUGAAGCUGGAGACUGUAACUCCAACCUCAAGUCAAUUUACCCUCCCGGUGCGUCGCCUGGAGUUUUCCUUUCUAAUAAAUUCAGACUGAAGGUUGAUGUUCAUUGUCAUCCAAUAAUCCCUCAUUAUAUUCCCAAAUAAAAGAAAUGUGGGCAACAGUGAAGCUCAAUAAAAGCGCAUUGUAAAGAGUCUUAACGAGUUUACGCUUUGAGCUCGCUCGUCAAAUGCUGAUAAUG
This is a messenger RNA of Cottoperca gobio, 2909 nucleotides long. It is a transcript of the gene arv1, whose product is annotated as ARV1 homolog, fatty acid homeostasis modulator. The transcript is spliced from 5 exons. Bases 66 to 797 code for a protein of 243 amino acids. Lineage: Eukaryota; Metazoa; Chordata; Actinopteri; Perciformes; Bovichtidae. Gene Ontology annotation, cellular component: cortical endoplasmic reticulum; Golgi apparatus. Gene Ontology annotation, biological process: regulation of plasma membrane sterol distribution; sphingolipid metabolic process; intracellular sterol transport. The record is from RefSeq and is a predicted model, not a curated record.